Molecule: messenger RNA, 1216 nt
Organism: Macrobrachium nipponense
Lineage: Eukaryota; Metazoa; Arthropoda; Malacostraca; Decapoda; Palaemonidae
Product: endothelial lipase-like
Exons: 8
Coding region: 171-1076 (301 amino acids)
Biological process (GO): lipid catabolic process
Molecular function (GO): lipase activity
Source: RefSeq, a predicted model, not a curated record
GCAAAUAUGAACGUUGUCAUUCUAGACUGGGGGAGCCUCUCAAGGUCCACAUACGCCAUGUCUGUUAAAUUCUCCAAAUUUACCGGAAUUCAACUUUCCAAUUUUCUGCACUUCUUAAAGAAGACUUACCCAAGCUUUACGGGCGCUCAGGUCCACCUUAUCGGUUCAGCAUGGGCGCCCACGCCUCUGGGAUUGCUGGCAAUCGGUUUCCUGGACUGGCCAGAAUUACAGGUCUCGACCCGGCCGGGCCCUCUUACGAAUGCGUCAGUGACGAGGAAGUCUUGGACGCCGGCGACGCCGACUUCGUCGACAUCAUUCACUCGAACUCCGGUUGCUUGAGCAGAGGACACCUCGGCUACAGAAUUCCAACGGCGCAUCAGAACUUUUACGUCAAUGGAGGCGGAAGACAGCCCGGGUGCGCGCCCUUUUUCAUAGACGCCGUUGCUGACAUCAUUUUUGGAGGCAAACUCCGAAUAUGCCACCACACUCGAUCAGUCGAGUACUUUCUGGAGACUAUAAACAGUGAUCAGAUCGCCCAAGCCUUUUCCUGUCCCGACUACAGUACUUUCAAGACGGGUGCAUGUCUAGGAAACUUCAGAACAUCGUUCGGAUAUCCUGCUUCUUCUCUCAUUUCUGCAGCAAGACAUCACGGCCCUCUCGCGCUCUUCUUGGACACUCAGGGUCAAUAUCCUUUCCUGUCGAAACACAUCAAGAUUGGAGCUUAUUUGGAGUCCAGAGGAGACGGACGUGCCCAGGGCGACGUUGAAAUUCUUUUCCUUUUACCCACUCAAAACCGAAAGAAAAUUACCCUACUUAGGUAUGGCACAAAUAUACUUCAUGAUAAGCUCCUGGUAAAUAUGAUCACCCUUCCCAUUGCAAUGGAUAUUGGCAGCUUAAAGGUGAACGUCGCCUAUAACCUUCCAGUAUUUCGACGACCAGCUACAAAUGACACGCUGCAGAUCUUGAGAAUCAUGGCAGUCGAUGUGACUACGAACGAUGGAUAUUGUGUAACUUCAAAAGUUUCCAUCACUUUAUCAGACAGCAUAAUCGGAAGGCCCAGAAAAGGACCUUGUUGAACUAAAAUAAAACAGGCGACUUUUAUGGAGAGACUGCAAAGUGCGUUCCUGCCUUUACCACGCUGCUGUUUUUUCACGAGUGACAGCCAUUACUCCCGAGUAAGGACUAUUUAUAUGGAAGAAAUCUACUUAUACGAAUA